This is a messenger RNA of Phalacrocorax carbo (great cormorant), 2240 nucleotides long. Lineage: Eukaryota; Metazoa; Chordata; Aves; Suliformes; Phalacrocoracidae. The record is from RefSeq and is a predicted model, not a curated record.
GGAAACCUCAUCCUAAGCAGCUUGCUGUGUUUUUCGCAUUCUCUGCUCUUUGGGGCCUAUCUGAUGCCAUUUGGCAGACACAAACUAAUGGUGUAGAACCGAGCAACUGGAAGGCAUGAACUGGAAGCAGCCGUGGCUGGCACGAACUCCGAGCUCACGCGAGCCCUCCCCGGGGGUCUCCUUCCCCGGCGCCAGCGCGGGAUCUGCUGCGUCGGCAACUGCGCGGCCCCGGAGCCACGAGGACGCAGGCGACGGCAUCCUGCUCUCCUCGGGGGGAAGGCCUGCGCUUCGGGUGCCGGCUGGCAGCAGCGCUAGUAAGAUGGAAAUGAUGGCAGAUGACUAUGAUACAGGAGAUAUCUUGAGGCCUUUAGUGUUCCGUCUCCAUGAGAACGUCCCUGCAAUAGUCCGUGAGGUUUUACUGGAACGCGGCUGGACUGAAUUUGACAAAAAGGAGCAAGAUGAUGCAGACUGGAACCUGUACUGGCGGAACUCACCUUUCCGUAUGACAGACCACCACAGCAUUAAACCAUGGCAGAGGCUCAACCACUACCCAGAAGCUGUCCGUAUCACCAGAAAAGACUAUUUGGCAAGGCAUCUGAAACAUAUGAAAGGGGCGUAUGGAUCAGCUCUGUAUGAAUUCAGUCCAGUGGCAUACAUCAUGCCCAAUGACUACGUCAAAUUUGUAGCAGAAUAUAGCAAGGAGAGACAGUCAGUAGGCAGAAGACACAGCUACUGGAUUUGCAAGCCUGUGGAUCUUUCCCGUGGAAGGGGCAUACUCAUUUUUCAAGACAUAAAAGACUUAGUAUACGACUGUACAGUCAUUGUGCAGAGGUACAUUAGCAACCCCUUGCUCAUUUCGGGGUAUAAACAGGAUCUGCGCCUCUAUGUGUGUGUCACCAGUUUUUCCCCCCUCACCAUUUACACUUAUGAAGAAGGACUGGUGAGGUUUGCCACUGAAAAGUUUGACCUUGGUUCUCUGGACAACAUCUAUGCCCACCUAACAAACACCAGCAUCAACAAAUAUGGAGCUUCAUAUGACAAAUACAAAGAAGGGAUUGGCUGUGGCUGCAAAUGGACAUUCAGCAAAUUUCGUUCUUACCUUCGAAUCUUUGGGGUUGAUGACGUGCUCCUCUGGCAGAAGAUCAAUAACAUAGUGAUUCUCACCCUGCUUGCGGUAACCCCCUUGCCAGUGGCAUCCAAUUGCUUUGAGCUCUUUGGCUUUGACAUCCUGAUUGAUGACAAACUCAAGCCAUGGCUUUUAGAAGUCAACUGCAAUCCAGCCUUGUGUGUAGACUGUUCCAUUGAUGACACCGUGAAAAGAAAACUUCUUCACGAUAUUGUUGAACUGCUGAACUACAAACAGGUUGACACCUUCAGGCGAAACCAAGUGCCCGGGACGAAGGCUGGCAGAAGGCGGGUUCCCUGGGGCACAGCUGGCGAGAGUGCCACCGGGGAGGCUCCUGGCUUACUCACUUGCCGAAAAGCGGCUAACUGUGCGUCUGCUUCUUCUGUACGACCUGCCCUGCAGGCUGCAAAAGGAUCAAUUUGUAGGGUGGCUACCCUGACCGAGAAAUCUGCCAGGGCAUAUCCGAGAAAAACACUGACUUCCCAGCUGCGGGAAAGGAUGAACAUGCCAAAAAUACCCUCCCAGGCAAAAGCUGAAGCUAAAAAUAAACAAAUCCCAGGAGCUGGCCGUUCUCCACACAAGUCUGCCCAACUCAGCCACUGGUUACCUACACCUGACUUCUGCACCUACGAGUUAACCACGCGCCCCUAUUUCCUCUCCGACAAAGACCAGAGGCCUAUCCCCCGGGUAGGAGAUUUUGUCCUUAUUUUUCCUUUCAAUGAAGCUGCACUUCAGGCUUCCAGGGAUGGGACAGACGUAAAAAGCAUCAUAAAGGAAAUGAACAAAUUAGGGAGCAAACAGUUAGUGUCAAAACAGCAGAACGCAAAGAAAAGGGCAGGCUGUUUAUCUUCUGUGUAACUUCAUGGUGUUAGGUUAUACAGACAUAUCAUAAAUGACAACUUUAGGUUGAAGGAGGUAGAUGGACGCUGAAAUUGUAUUAGAAAGAGAGAUCUCUCAAACAAUACACAAUCUAAAAAUUGUAGUUUGGCAAUUUCCAUGAGAGAUUGUUUUUUUACAAUUAAAGUACUGACUAAUCUUUUAAGUAAUUUUUGCAAUAUUAAAGUAAUCCCAGAAUAAAAAUGGAGAAUUGCAUUUCUCAAAACUUCCUCAGAAA